Messenger RNA from Centruroides sculpturatus (bark scorpion), 2172 nucleotides. RefSeq lists its product as uncharacterized. Bases 165 to 1784 code for a protein of 539 amino acids. The record is from RefSeq and is a predicted model, not a curated record. Lineage: Eukaryota; Metazoa; Arthropoda; Arachnida; Scorpiones; Buthidae. The transcript is spliced from 2 exons.
ACAAAAUAAAUUGUAUCUAUGAAUCCUGAAAAAAUAUUAAUAUACAUCAAGUUUCGUAAAUGAUUUCAUUAUUGCGUUUUCAAUAAUGCAAACAAUGUUAGUAUUGUCUAACAAUAUUUACAGAAGUAAAUAGUUCUGAAAGUGUUUUCGAAUCGAGAUAAAAGAUGAAUAUAUGCGUUAUAUUAAUGGUAAUUUUACCAUUAUUUAUUUUAAUUUACGCUCCUGUGGGGCAAAACUAUAGGAUACGUCUACAAAAGAAAUUCGUGAGUGAUCCAAGCUCGUUGCUCCUCGGUUCUCCAACGGAGGAGGACGUUGCUUAUAACGAAGACUUGAAGAAUGUGUUUUCAACACAGUUUAGAAACAAAAAUGGUGUCCUUGUUCCACGAAGCAAGUCAAAAAUUCGAAAAUUGGACUGGCUCGUGGGACCGUCGACUCAAAGAAAUAAAGAAUCGCCAAUGGACAAGGAUCAAGAUCAUGACGACUUUGAAGAAAAGCGUGGUGUAACUAAACCAAAAAUAAUUAAAAAUUCAAGAAAUGAAGUUUCGAAGCUUUCUUCUUUUAUAGAAAAUUACAAAAAAUACAAAAAUUCUUAUUUUAUGCGGAAAUAUGUAAAUGAAGAGAUCGAGAAAAAAAGAGGAACGAAACAAACGAGAAAAUUGGAUAACAACAUCGAAUAUUCGGAGAAGAACGACGAUAAAAAUCGUCUUAAUACAAUGUUAAUUGGUCCAACGAAGCAGGAAGGUGGCGAAAAUAAAAUUUCUGACAGUCUCAAAACUUUGAAAGUGAACAGAAAGCUCACAGAACAAGAAAUGAAGAUCAUAAUGAAAAAAUUUGGCCGUGCCAUAUCCAACGUAUUGGUGACUUACCUUAUAAUAUCAUUGAUAUUUUUACUUAUUACUGCGCUCGUGUACAUCUUUAAGAUAUUUCACGAGAAACAAUGUAAACCAGAGAAAUGCGAAGUACUCCACCAACCAAAGUCCAUCUUUUACGUCGAUAUUGAUUCGCUUCCGCAUGAUAAGCAUGAAAAACAGAUACCAGAAUCGUCUUUUCACGUCAGUUCGGAAGAGGAAUGCAAAGAAACUGUUUUGCUAAUGGAAGAAACAUUGGAAGACGAAGAUAUUGAAGAAACAACUCCGUUAUUAUUUCCAAAAUCAACGUCACCGAAAACCGAAAAGGACAAGUAUCAUUCUUCUUCGUCGAAUGGGACCGAAACUGUACAGACGAUGACCAAAGUUAAAAGUCCUGAAGACAGCGGCUCAUCUAAGAAAGAGGAAGAAGCCAGCUUCUACCAAUACCAAAAGAGAAACAGUUCAUACGAAGAGGAUACUUGCGACUUUCGAACAUUGCAAGAUAUAAAAACACGGGAAAAUGAUGAUUCCAGUAAGGAAUGUGGAUCAGAAAAGAGCUCAGUUAACAACAUUUCAUUAAGCAAUCAAGCCCACGAUCUGUACACGGUCCAUACCAUCAAAUAUAACUUAUCACCAACUCUUCAUAUGAAUAAAGGAAGCUUCAAGAACUCGAACCGAGUUACUCAUUCUGGAGAUGCAUAUGAGAGAUCAUUUAUGGAACGUGGUAUAAAUUCCGACGAUUAUUUUAAAGGAAAUCAUAUUGUCUUAAGAGCAUCGACUCGCGAGGAACUUGAAAAAUAUAGAGUGGAUCUCUGCACAAUUUUGGAAAAAGCCAGCGAAAAAUUCCGUGCUCAUCAUGAGUAUGGCCUAGCCCAUGAUACAGAUGGAGUGGUGAGGAGGCCCAACGUAUCCAUGAAAAUUUCUACAUCGACUUGAAUUCGAAGUGGUUCCCCUAGAUUGGAAGUCUGGUGUCUUCUUUCACCAAUUAUUAUUGAUGUUAGCCUAUUACUAUGAAAGAUCUUGACUAAAACCCAAUUUCACCCGAUUUACCAUGGGUAGCAUAAUCAGAACAUGUACAGCCUCUGGCAUACAAGAAAACCCGAUUCAUAUGCCAUAAGUUGUAGAUAGCAAGGCAUUGAUUCCAUUUUCAAUCUUACUGGUCGAUCUCAUUGUUAGUCACGCUUGCCUGUAAUGGACGUAUUGUACUUGGCCAUUUUUGGAAAUAUUUAAUGGCUUAUAAAUUCGUAUAGUCUAUUUGCAAAAUUAUUGUCAAGAUUUAAAGAAAAAUAAACAAACUUUAAUUAAAUAAUAAUAAAAUCGUUAA